AUGCGGCCGUCGAGCAAGAACAGCGCAGCGAGUCAGGGCGCCCCCAAAAAAGCGCGUACCACGGGGAAAGGCAGUUCUUCCUCGACAUCGAAAGAAGAACCGUGCCCCUACCCGGGUUGCAAUUUCAACCACCCCCUCGAACAGUGCGGUUUGAAGAAGGAACACGCUCAGGACAAGGGAUGGACUAAAGCAUGACGGGGCCCUUCACGGGACUCCUCGCUCGUAGGGAGACAGGUUGAUACACCAUUAGCUGAGCAAACUCAUGUAGCACAGGAUGCCCGAGUUGACUCAGCCCCGUAUUUGAACGACUGUAGCAAAUCGAGGGAACCCUUUUUUCCUCGGGUUCAAGAUUUUAGCAGUAAUUCUGAGACAUCGGUAACAGCUGCCCAGGCACCGUUUCAUCGUCGGUCAAGUAGCAACGCAAGGGAAAAUAGGAAGAACAAACGCACUCGUGCGCCGACUUCUAGGUUAGCCCCGCAAGCUGAAUCUGUAUUGACUUUAAUACGUCAUUUCAUCAUAACACGGAAAAACGUGCCUCUGUUUCAAGUGCAUCGAGUGGUGGACCCACCUAUGCGGCGUUUCAUGUGUCAGCACUGAGUAAAUACCCACAACACCCGAAUGCGUUGAAUUCGUCCUCCAAGAGAGUGCGAAUUCCUGCCCGAGUUUGUAAUCACGCUGUGUCUGACCUCACUUUCGACACAGCAGCUGAUGUACCGUGUGUAUCAGCGUCUUUUGAAAAACCGCAUCCAGUCGUGAAACGUUUAUCUCUGAAACCUGUGCCUCCUGGCGUAAUUGAGUUGAAUAGCGCAGACGGAUCAGCGUUAGAAAUCCUAGGAUACAUCCGUUUCAAGCUCACACUGGGAGACAUCACACUACCAGCGGAGGCCCUCGUGUUGCCCAACCUAGGUCCGGACAAGAUGUUGCUCGAUUAUAGCAUUAUGAAUGCCUUUGAUGCCGUCCUUGAUU
Molecule: messenger RNA, 966 nt
Organism: Ectocarpus sp. CCAP 1310/34
Lineage: Eukaryota; Phaeophyceae; Ectocarpales; Ectocarpaceae
Source: the annotation of a GenBank genome assembly